GGCGGGGCUGCCCUCAGUGCCGUUCCCGUCGCCUCCUGAGCGCCAUGGCGGAGCCGCGGCCUACGGCACCCGUGAAGCCUCCGGGGAGCCCCACGGUGGGUUCCACCGGCACGGCGGGCACCGGGGAGCACGGGGUGCCCUCUGCCGCAGGGUCAGGUCCCCAACCCACCCCUCAGCCACCCUCGGCCCCUCAGCCCGCCCCGCAGCCGGGCCCCGCGCAGAACCCCUUGGAUGACACCCGCUUCCUGAUCGCCAGCACCAACUGGUACUAACGCCACAGUCUCUUUUCCGGACCCGAGCUGAGGAGCCGCAUCCAUUCCCCUGGAGAGAGAAAAGCCUCCACAGCCCCCAGCCGGAGAGGUUUCUCAAUAAAAGAGGCUGACUGGCUGCAA
Calypte anna (Anna's hummingbird) is the source of this 392-nucleotide messenger RNA. It is a transcript of the gene MMP24OS, whose product is annotated as MMP24 opposite strand. NCBI's taxonomy places the organism in Eukaryota, Metazoa, Chordata, Aves, Apodiformes, Trochilidae. The record is from RefSeq and is a predicted model, not a curated record. The coding region runs from base 45 to 272 and encodes 75 amino acids. The transcript has a single exon.